AGGGGUAUAUAUGAUGCCCCCUCACGGAGCCUCCUGGUUCGUUUGGAUUUGUGGCCGUUCGAUGCCGCGUUCCAUUAGAUUUCCGCCGUCGAUAUUUUUUCACCAAGGCCGUAUAAAAUGAGCAGCCCACGGUGAAAACCUAGCAGCCUCCAAGAUGCCCGCGCGCCCUUCCCUUGGCGGCGCCCGCGCCUGCGCUCGCUGGCCACAGAAGGGCGGCGGCGGCUGCGCGCGCUGGCCGUGGAAGAACGGCGGCUGGCCUGGAGUAGAACGCUGAGGGACUCGUCUCCUCCCUCCACCCCCAAUCAACUCUCGCGUCCCCUCCACCUCCCCUAUAGCAGGCGCAUCGGGAUGGCCAAGAACUCAAGAAGCCCGCCGGAGACGCGGAUGCGGAAGAGCGGCGGCGCCUGCGCUCGCUGGCCGCGGAAGAGCGGCGGCUGGCCGGCCCUGGAGUAGCACGCGAGGGAUCAGCGGUCGAAGCUCAGCCACCGAGCCCUCCUCCGUUUUCCUCAGUGCGCCUGCCGGUCAGAAGGAGGACUCGAUCCACACGUGGUCCCCUACGUCUCCCUCUCUCGAGCUGCUGCUAAAGCACCUCCGUGAACCACAUUUCUGACGCCAUCCCCAUCGCAUAGGGGAGCCAAGCACUAGGGAGACAAAGAGUUGGGAAGGAAGAGAUGAGGAAGAAGGCAAUUUGAAGUUGUUCGGAAAAAAGGGGAGGGAUCAAGCCGCAGCCAAGAAGAAGGGAGCCAGGGCAGAGAACGGGAUCAGAAGAUCAUCAUCCCCAACUAGAUUUGGUCAUUCUCAAGCAAAUCUAGACCAAAGAUCCUGUUGGAAAUCCAGGUUGGGCAUGACCGAGGCAAGGAUCAGUGAACUUCAUAAAUUAAAGAAGCGGAAAAUUCUAAGAGAUAUGACAUGUCCAGAAUUCUGCAGUGAUGCUGGAAAGAAAUGAAGAUCUCAGAAUUGCUUACAUUGAUGUUGUCGAGAGCAUUAGGAAUGGAAAGCCCAGCACUGAGUAUUACUUGAAGCUUGUUAAAUCUGACAUCCAUGGAAAGGACAAGAUAUACCAACAGAUGUUCCUCAUUCUCAUUGAUUGGAUGUGCUUUUUUUUGGGGUACUGCCUUCCAUUCUUAGCUGGUCAAAUUUUUAUUGCUGAUUACAGUUUCCAAGGGCUUCACCAAUUCGAAAGGUGCUCUCGCAAACCCGCUAUCCCCUACCAAGGAUCCUCUCGGGAGGAUUGAUCGUGGUGCCAUUCAAAUUUUCUACUUUGAGCGCUACUUCCAGGUGACACAAACCACUGAUAGUUGUUUGCUUCCUCUUAUCUACCUACUGUGGGAUCUGAGGAUUGUGCCCUUUUGCUGUGGUAUUGGACAUAUACUAUCAAGCAUGUGGUGCAAUAGUUGUAUUCGAGUGCUUUUGCUUCAAGCUACUAUCAGCUGCUUAGUUCUGUAGUUUCUUUCGUCAUGUGGUGUGCUUCUUCGGAAAAAAAGAUUUGUGUAUAUAUUUCUGAUUUACUACUUGUUUGUUUCACUCUUAUUAUCAGUGCUAUGUGCAAUAAUUCCCCGAUACUUAUUAUGGAUCAGAGGGAGUAUUAGUUA
Messenger RNA from Lolium perenne, 1592 nucleotides. RefSeq lists its product as uncharacterized. The record is from RefSeq and is a predicted model, not a curated record. Lineage: Eukaryota; Viridiplantae; Streptophyta; Magnoliopsida; Poales; Poaceae.